Messenger RNA from Miscanthus lutarioriparius, 1152 nucleotides. The record is from the annotation of a GenBank genome assembly. Lineage: Eukaryota; Viridiplantae; Streptophyta; Magnoliopsida; Poales; Poaceae.
AUGGAGGGGAUGGACCUGACGCCGCCGCUGCCGGACGACGUGCUCGCGGGCGUCCUCCGUCGCCUCGCGCCACGUGGCCUCGCCGUGUCCCGCUGCGUCUGCAAGGCGUGGCGACGCGUCGUCGACGACCGCCGCCAUCUGCGCGCGGACCUCCUCCCGCGCUCGCUGGGCGGCAUCUUCCUCAACUUGCAUGACCUAAGGUUCACGCAGUUCCUCUCCCGCCCCACGACGGGCGCUGCGGUCUCCGGCCGGCUCGACUACACGGUGCCCGGUGAGCCCGACCGCCUGCCCCCCAUCUACGUCAAGGAUCACUGCAAUGGCCUCCUCUUGCUCCACCACUGCGUGGUUAACCCCGCCACACGGCAGUGGGUGCCCUUGCCUCCGCGCUCGCCCCUGCCCCAACCUCCACCUCCAGGCAUGUCUGUUUGCACAAAGGAGUACCUCGUGUUUGACCCCACCAUGUCGCUCAACUAUGAGUUGUUGAUAGUGCCCGAUGUUCCUUACAAGCUGAACGACGACAACGAAUCAAUUAGGUUGCCCACAGAACUGACAGAAGAUGAAAAUUUUUAUCUGGGAAAAUCAAUCAACGGGAUAUACUGUGCAUCAAUAUUUCAGGGGUCACAACUUCAGGUUUGGUUCGUUAACGACCAAUGUGUUCAUGGUCAGACAGAGUGGGUGUUGAAGCAUGGCAGAGACAUCUUCCCCAUCCUGCCAAAUCUGAACUAUGAUGAACAGUGUGAUGGAGCUUGGAUCUUACAAGAAUUUUACUGUUGGGGACAAGAACAUUCUGAUGAUGAAGCUUAUACUGUGGCGUACUGCAACGAAGCAAUACUGGAAGAGAAAUUUGUGUGGGACUCUGACAAUGAUAAUGUUCUCGAACCAGGAAGUAGGAGCAAGGAUUCUUUUCUCGAUUUUCUUGGAUUUCAUCCGUACAAAGAGGUUGUCUUCUUGAGUGAUAAAUUCGACCGGGUGUUAGCCUAUAAUUGGAGUAUCUCAAAGAUUCAAGAUUUGGGCAAGGUUUUCCCAAAAUUCUACAUAGACUGGGAUCUCCAUUUCCACCAUAAAUAUGUAUCAGCGUCUUUCCCAUACACUCCCUGCUCGUUGGGAGAGCUCCCUGAGAAACUGAAUUUAGAAGCUCAGCUGGAAGAUUAG